AAAUAUACAAUUCUCAUAGGAUAAAAAAACAACCUCAAACAAUUCUAACCUUAAAAGUUUAAAAACACAACAUGGAAAAAGGCGAAUUACAGUGUAAAUUUGGCAUUCUUAGCCGACCCGACGGGUCUGUUAUGCUUAGUGAAGGGAACACAACCGUUAUAGCUGGUAUUUACGGGCCAGUAGAAGUAAAAAUGCAGAAAGUUUUGAUAGAAAAGGCUGCAGUUGAGUGUCAUUACAGGCCCAAGUCAGGUCUACCAGGUGUUGAAGAUCGAUUCUACGAGUCCAUUAUAAGAAAUAUCUGUGAAACUGCCUUAGCAGCAAGUAUGUUUCCCAGAUCGGCAAUAUCAGUGGUUAUACAGGAAAUGCAAAAUAGUGGUGAAUUGAUCUCCUGUGCAAUAAAUGCAGCUUGUCUAGCUUGUUUGGAUUCUGGAAUUGACAUGAAAUGUAUGUUUGCUGCAGUUUCAUGUUUUUUGGGAGAAAAUAACCAGUUAAGUUUGGUGCCACCAGUAAAUAGAAAGGAAAUAAAAGCAACAUUUGUUUUUGUGUUUGACAAUAUUUGUGGAAAAAUUAUAGCUUCUCACACUGAUGGAAAAUUUAGUGAAUCUUUGUAUGAAGAAGCUUUGUAUAUUUGUAUGAAUGAAAGUAAAAAUAUUUUUAGUUUUUUUAAAAAAUCUUUGUUUGAAAGGGAGGAGAAAGGAAAAAAGAAAUAAGAUUUUUAUAUAUUAAACAAUUUUUUAAAUAGGUA
Brassicogethes aeneus is the source of this 745-nucleotide messenger RNA. The record is from the annotation of a GenBank genome assembly. Lineage: Eukaryota; Metazoa; Arthropoda; Insecta; Coleoptera; Nitidulidae.